CUAUUUAAAAAGCGCGAGCCUGGCAAUCAUCCUGGUUUUCAGGGUUUUAUUCCUGAUGGCGGUUCUCGGGGUUUUGGUAGCGCUUUCCGUUCUGCUGGAGGUCAUCUCUGCCACCUCUCUCGGGGUUGUGUCCACCGAGGGAGGGUUGGUGCAGGGUCAAAACCUUCUCCUGGGUUUCAGUCGCUACAUGGAUGUUUUUAAAGGCAUUCCCUUCGCUGACAUCCCUGGGAGGUUUGAGAAGCCAAAGAGUCACCCAGGCUGGAGCGGUACACUUAAGGCCACCCAGUUCAGGGACAAAUGCCUUCAACUGAACCCUUUCAUGACCAUCGUCUCUGGCAACGAGGACUGUCUUUACCUGAACAUCUGGGUUCCUCACCUUGGCUCAGUGGCCUCCAAUAUGCCCGUCAUGGUCUGGAUCUACGGUGGAGCUUUCAUGUUUGGUGAGUCAUUUGGAGCAAACUUCAUGGGAACCCAUCUCUACAAUGGACAGGAAUUGGCAGAGAGAGGAAACGUUAUUGUUGUGACGUUGGGAUACCGUGUGGGAACCCUUGGCUUCCUGAGUGCUGGAGACUCCACUCUUCCUGGAAAUUAUGGGCUGUGGGACCAGCAGGCCGCCAUUGCAUGGGUGCACAGAAACAUCCAGGCAUUUGGAGGAGACCCCAGCAACAUCACCGUCUUUGGAGAAUCCGCCGGAGGAGCCAGUGUUAGCUUCCAGACACUCACCCCUCACAACAAGGGAUUGAUUAGGAGAGCCAUCACCCAAAGCGGCGUCGCCCUUUGCCCUUGGUCUGUCAACAGAAACCCUCGCAAGUAUGCUGAAGAGCUUGCUCUGAAAGUCAACUGCCCCACUGACAGCGGAAUGGCCGACUGUCUGAAGAUGACGGAUCCAAAGGUUCUCACUAAAGCGGGAACCGUCUCUUUGACCAGCUCUCCUGACGACCCUUUUGUCGACAACCUGGCUCUUACUCCUGUGAUUGACGGCGACUUCCUGCCCGAUGACCCGUCCAAUCUGUUCCACAACACCGCCGACAUCGACUACAUGGCCGGAGCCAACGACAUGGACGGACACAUCUUUACCUUUUAUGAUGUCCCGUCGAUCAACUCUCCUCUGACGUUCACCUCUGUCGAUGAGAUCAAGAGGCUCCUGGGUGCUUUCACCAAGGAGAAAGGGACCCUUGGCUUUGAGAAUGCCUUCUCUACCUACACCUUGGACUGGGGAUCCAAUCCCAGCCAGGAGACCAUCAAGAAAACUGCCGUGGCCAUUGAAACAGACUACAUAUUCCUGAUUCCCACUCAGGCUGCCCUUUAUCUCCACGCCUCCAAUGCAGGAACUGGUCGCACCUACUCGUACCUCUUCUCUGAGCCCAACCGUAUGGGAAACUACAACAAGCCCUGGCUGGGCGCUGAUCACGCCGAUGACCUGCAGUACGUCUUUGGAUUACCUUACUCCACGCCGGUGAUGUACUGGCCGAAACAUCGGACCUUGUCUGGACACAUGAUCGCCUACUGGACCAACUUUGCUAAGACAGGAGAUCCUAACGUAGGAGAGCUGAGAACACCUGCAACAUGGCCGACAUUUACGUCCACUGGACACAAGUUCUUGGAGAUCAAUUCCAAGAUGGACGCCGGCUACGUGGGCCAGAAGCUGAGGUUGCGCUAUGUGAAUUUCUGGACCAGCAUUUUUCCCAACCUUCCCUCCAUCUACUCAGAAUAAAACCUGUGUUUGCAAUGAAGCCAAUGUCUAGUGGUGCUGGUUCAUAAACAAUAAACACAUGUGUGACGAAUACAAA
Molecule: messenger RNA, 1790 nt
Organism: Xiphophorus couchianus (Monterrey platyfish)
Lineage: Eukaryota; Metazoa; Chordata; Actinopteri; Cyprinodontiformes; Poeciliidae
Product: bile salt-activated lipase-like
Exons: 11
Coding region: 56-1714 (552 amino acids)
Source: RefSeq, a predicted model, not a curated record